GAGAAUGAAAAGAAGAUGCUCAUUCAAGAACAAGACAACUUUGAAAAAGAGAAAGAAACACAAGCAAGAAGGAAAGAAGAAGCUAUGAAAAUAGCAGAAGAAGAUGAGGAAAGGAGAAAGGCAGAGGAGGAGCGUGCUAAGAAGGAGAGUUCAUCACCAACGAAGUUGCCCCCAGUAAUGGAGGCACAGGAACCCACAGAGGAUGAGAUCAAACCUUCAGUGGCCGCAACCCAGGAAGAGACUGCACCCGAGGCAACAGAGGAGGCUGACAAACCAAGCGAAGCAACAGAGACACCUGCAGAAGGAGAGGCAGAGAAAACAACGGAAGAGACGACAGAGGAAGCACCAAAAGAGGAGGAAGCUGAGCAAGGGAAGGAGGAGGAAGGAGAGGCUCCAGCAGAGGGAGAGGCAUCCUAGAUAGAUAUACCCAACAGUUCUAAGUCACAGAAAUCAAAAUAUCAUUCAAUCAUUGACAAUGAGGCAUUUACUUAUGUAGUUAGGAUAUUAAAUUGUUUGUGAAAAAUCGUCUAAAGAAAUGAAAAAAAUAUUACUUAACUUUUGAGUUAUUUGCCAAAAUAUUUAACGAUCUGGGAUCAAAUCAAGAGCUGUAGGCGGCUUAAGACAGAUGUGUCGGAAGCACUGACUUACACAAGUUUGUAAUAACUGGCCUAACUGUGAUAUCAAAAAUUAUAAUGCAAACUGGACAGUUUCUUCAAUCGUCUGUGAAAAUUACUGACAAUAUACACACACCUCUGGAACUGUAACAAAAUCUUGGCUAGGAUGUAACUGUUAAAGUGUGAGUGGAAAUGUAGGAGUGGAAAUGUAGGAGUGGAAAAAUGUGAAUGUGAUGAUGAAAGUAAGGGAAGCAACUCUUGCAUUGUUAGCCAAGAUUACCAGUAUGCAUGUGUUUUAUUAUAUUUAUGUUGUAUAAUAAAUUGCGAAUAUGUU
Mizuhopecten yessoensis (Yesso scallop) is the source of this 948-nucleotide messenger RNA. Its product is annotated as eukaryotic translation initiation factor 4 gamma-like. The transcript is spliced from 3 exons. The record is from RefSeq and is a predicted model, not a curated record. Bases 16 to 417 code for a protein of 133 amino acids. Lineage: Eukaryota; Metazoa; Mollusca; Bivalvia; Pectinida; Pectinidae.